GUCUCAUCUCAAGCACAAGCUUCACUAUAUGCCAUCCUUUGUUUUCUCCAUUGAAGGGUACUUCCACCAUUGCCAUAAAGCUGUUCCUUAUGCAAAUAACUUCUAAAAUUGAAGCCACCCUUUUCUUCUAAACUCAUUAUCUCCCCUGCCUUUCUUCUACAAACACUCUUAUUUUCUCCCUCUCUUCCUUUUCUGGUACUACAAAUUAAAACUCUCUCCUCUCCCACUUGUCUACUACUGUCACUAUGCCUUCAAGACUCACUGAUGCCUUUAGAGCCCACCCAGUCCAUCUCCAUCACAAGCACCUCCUUGACUUUACCUCCUUCCAAGAACUACCUGACUCCUACAAAUGGACUCAACUCGACGACCACGCUCACUGCCCUCCCGGCGGUGACUCAUUCGUGGCCGAAUCUGUUCCGGUUAUCGAUCUUUCUGACCCCAAUGCCCUUAAAAAGAUUGGCCAUGCAUGCAAAACUUGGGGUGUGUUUCAAGUCACAAACCAUGGUGUUCCUUCUACCCUUCUUGAUAUAACUGAGAAAGCUAGUAUGAGUCUUUUCUCUUUACCCAUCCAGCAAAAGCUGAAAGCAGCUAGAUUACCUGAUGGAGUUUCGGGCUAUGGUGUUGCAAGAAUUGCUUCAUUCUUCUCAAAGCUUAUGUGGUCUGAAGGAUUCACCGUAGCUGGGUCUCCGCUAGAGCAUUUUCGCCAACUUUGGCCUCAAGAUUACUCUAAAUUCUGCGAUAUAAUUGAAGAAUACCAGUUGGAGAUGCAAAAGUUGGCUGCAAGGUUGAUGUGGUUAACGCUGGGCUCCCUCGGCAUAACCAGAGAAGACAUCAAAUGGGCUGGCCCAAAAAGUGACUUCAAAGAGACUUCUGCUGCUUUACAAUUCAAUUACUACCCGGCUUGCCCGGACCCAGAUAGGGCCAUGGGUCUUGCUGCUCAUACCGACUCAACUCUACUGACCAUCCUCUACCAAAACAGUACUAGUGGUCUGCAGGUUCUCAGAGAGGGAACCGGGUGGGUCACUGUUCCACCAAUUCCGGGUGGGCUUGUAAUCAAUGUAGGGGACCUUCUUCACAUCUUAUCAAACGGAUUGUACCCGAGUGUGCUCCACCGUGCGGUGGUUAACCGGACCAAACAUCGGUUGUCUAUGGCUUAUCUAUAUGGGCCACCACCAAGCGUUAAAAUUUCACCCUUAUCCAAACUAGUAGGCCCAAGUCAACCACCCCUGUACCGGCCAGUGACUUGGAAUGAGUACCUCGGCACUAAAGCUAAGCACUUCAACAAAGCACUAUCUUCCGUUAGGGUAUGUGCUCCACUAAACGGAUUUGUUGAUGUAAAUGACCAUAAUAACAGGGUAAAAGUAGGCUAGCUUGCUAGCUAGAUACUAGACAGGGACUAAUAAUUAAUCUCUUGCUGUAAUUCAUCCAAUUUUGUCUUCUUGUUUAAUUCCUUUUCCAAUAUUUUGAUUGGCUGGCCAUGCCAUGUUAUGGAGAUUCUAAUUGAUUGGAGUAUCAUAUAUUUUUGGGUUAUUAU
Molecule: messenger RNA, 1534 nt
Organism: Hevea brasiliensis (rubber tree)
Lineage: Eukaryota; Viridiplantae; Streptophyta; Magnoliopsida; Malpighiales; Euphorbiaceae
Product: gibberellin 3-beta-dioxygenase 1
Exons: 2
Coding region: 246-1370 (374 amino acids)
Biological process (GO): gibberellin biosynthetic process; response to light stimulus
Molecular function (GO): gibberellin 3-beta-dioxygenase activity
Source: RefSeq, a predicted model, not a curated record